Messenger RNA from Salvia splendens (bonfire salvia), 2070 nucleotides. RefSeq lists its product as uncharacterized. Bases 1 to 2070 code for a protein of 689 amino acids. The transcript has 2 exons. NCBI's taxonomy places the organism in Eukaryota, Viridiplantae, Streptophyta, Magnoliopsida, Lamiales, Lamiaceae. The record is from RefSeq and is a predicted model, not a curated record.
AUGGAGAAGAAAAUGCUAGAGAUGAUGGAGCAGAAAAUGCAGGAGAUGCGAGAGGAGCAUAAAAACGACAUUAGAGAGUUGAUGCAAUCAAUGGCAGCAAUUAACCUGCAAAAUCAGAAGAAUCAUGAAAUGGAAACCGGUGAAGGCAGUAGCAAGGGAAAUCGGUAUGAAAAUGGAUCCGAUUGGGGAAGAUCGACGCGAUAUGAGUUUCCUAAGUUUGAUGGUGACGGUUUUGAAGGAUGGAUGAUGAGAGCUGAGUAUUUUUUCCAAGUGGCUAAGGUACCGGAUGAGGAGAGGGUUAGAGUGGCUGCGAUUCAUCUAGAAGGGAAAGCAUUGCAGUGGCAUAGAGGCUUUGAGAGCUUACAUGGAGAUAUGGCCUAUGCUGAUUGGCCGUGUUAUAGCUCAUCUCUAGCAGCUCGUUUUGGUGCUCAUGCGUACGAGGAUCCUUUGGCUGAUCUCAGGAACCUCAAACAAAAAGGUACGCUACAAGACUAUAUGGACAUUUUUGAUGAAUUAUAUCCUAGAGCUGGAAUUAGAGAAGAUCAAGCUUUAAGUUUCUUUUUGUCCGGAUUGAUUGAUGAAUUACAAAUGCCUGUGCGUAUGUUUCGACCUAAGACCUUAGCUGAAGCUUACUCCUUAGCUAAGCUGCAAGAACUUACUGUUAGAGCCUUAGGAGUUAAGGCUAAGGGAAAUCAGAACACUCUACAGGCUAGUAGCAGCUAUUAUUCGAGUAGCAGACCAAUGUCAGUGACUGCUACUAAUAAUAAAGUGGGAACUAUGAAUAAUUGGAAUGGAGGAAACAAGGAGAGUAACAGAAUUGGAGGGUGUAGCAAAAGGAAAUCAUAUGUUGUGCAGCUAUUGGAUGUGGGUGAAGUGGAACGUAAUGAAGAACAAGAGGAAGCAGAUGAAGAAAUUGAGGAUGAAAAGUCUGAAUUACAGCUUUCAUUACAUGCGGUUUGGGGUAAGGAUGGACCUCAAAUAAUGAGGAUUAGAGGGAAAUGUCAGAAGAGGAUCUUAAGGAUUCUAAUAGAUACUGGCAGUACUCAUAAUUUUCUGAGUGCUAAAGUGGCUAAAAGAAUCAGCUGUAAGUUACUUCCUGUUAACUCAAAGGCUGUGGAAGUAGCCAAUGGACAAAUUUUGCAAUGUACUCAAAAGUGUAGCAAAUUAGAGUGGGAAAUGCAAGGGUCCAGAUUUCAUGCAGAGGUUUAUCUUAUUCCUCUGGAAACUUAUGAUCUUAUCUUGGGUGGAGAAUGGUUGUCUACCUUGGGUGAAAUCAAAUGGAACUUUAAUAAUCUCAGUAUGAUCUUCAAUUUCCAUGGAGAAGAAGUGAAAUUGCAAGGUGAGAGGUGGAUACCAAAGGCUGAGCAGUUGAACUUUCUACACAUCAUGAAUCCAGAAGAAGAGGAUGUAAAUCAGAGGAAAUUGAAUCAGUGCAUGCCUGCUGUGGAAGUUGAAACAGACUACUGUUAUGAAAUCAGUGUUGAGGAAAUUUGGCCUAAUCUUAAGUUGAUUCUGGGAGAAUUUGCUGAAGUAUUUGAGGAGCCAAAAACACUACCACCACAAAGAGAGCAAGAUCACAAGAUUGUACUGAAAGAGGGAGCUGAAGCAGUGAAUAUGAGACCCUAUAAAUAUGCAGCACAUCAGAAAAAUGUCAUUGAGACAAUGAUUGAGGAGAUGCUUAAGGCUGGGGUUAUUAGGCAUAGUGAGAGUUCUUUUGCAAGCUCAAUUGUGUUGGUAAAGAAAAAAGACUCUACGUGGAGAAUGUGUGUGGACUAUAGAGCCUUAAAUGCCAUCACUGUCAAAGAUAAAUACCCCAUACCUGUGAUUGAGGAACUGUUGGAUGAGCUAGGAGAGGCAGCUUGGUUUUCCAAAAUUGAUUUGAGAUCUGGCUAUUGGCAAGUGAGGAUGAAGCCAGAGGAUAUUCAUAAGACUGCUUUUAAGACUCAUUCAGGGCAUUAUGAGUUCCUAGUUAUGCCAUUUGGCUUAACAAAUGCACCUGCAACAUUUCAGAAUCUGAUGAACACUAUCUUCAGAAAUCAUUUGAGGAAAUUUAUAUUGGUGUUUUUUUGA